Molecule: messenger RNA, 5225 nt
Organism: Syzygium oleosum
Lineage: Eukaryota; Viridiplantae; Streptophyta; Magnoliopsida; Myrtales; Myrtaceae
Product: laccase-6
Exons: 6
Coding region: 3349-5067 (572 amino acids)
Biological process (GO): lignin catabolic process
Cellular component (GO): apoplast
Molecular function (GO): hydroquinone:oxygen oxidoreductase activity; copper ion binding
Source: RefSeq, a predicted model, not a curated record
CAGACAAUUUUGCUGUCUCGGGUUUUGAAUUUUACCACAGUUGCUGAGUUCACUGCUAUAUCUCUACGAUCACAUAUCGCUUGAUGUGAUGCUUUUGCUUUUGGCCCGUACAUGUUACCUCGCAGAGUCUGCUGGGAAGCUGCAUGCAUUGAAGGUGUUUUGUUAGGCCUAUCUGUGAUCAGAAAAGGAGUUGAUUGAGUUCGUCAGUUAUCAGUGGGAUUCAUCUGCCAUCAUUGAUUCUAAUAAAUAUAAUGAUUUCCAACUUAUGGCUAGGGACUUGCUCUAUUUGAAUGGGCUAGAGCGAGGGCAUUUUCUGUUUCUGUGAAACUAUUCAGUAGGAUUUUAUGAGAUAUGGCCAUCUCCUAUGUGAUUUUGGUCAUGAUAUCGAUGUCUACGGUCAAUAUGAUGGCUGCUUCAUUGAAAUUCUUAUACGGAGUUUCAUAGAGUAUCAUUUUCCGGUUUGGUUGAACUCAUUUAUCUGUCUGGUCAGUGGUAACUGGUAUGAGCUGACUCCUUUUUGUUUGCCAGGGUUGGGUUCAUGAAAGCAACAUGUUCUUUAGCUGAUUGUGGUUGGGAUUCUGGGUAACCAAAGAAAUAUUAGGUGGUUUUCUUCUAUCAGGGAGAUUACCAGGAUAUGGAGAAAAAUGGUUUUACCCUUUUAUAAACAAACGUGUAUUAGCUAAUUUCUCUGAAGUCAAGAUGCGGUCCACUGGAAGCUCUGGGUAGACCCACAAUUCUCAUUGAGAAUUAACAUGUUACUUUGUUGUCAAGAUACCAAAGCAUGUGGACCAGCUUGUCAAUUAGAUUGACUCAACUAAAGUGCUAAUGUACUCAACUGCCACUGUGUUCUACUUGUCUCUUGAUGAAUUUUUGUUUGGGUGCAGUACAGUGAUAUACCACGCUUUAUGAAAUGAUCUUUGUUAUUUUCUUCACGAGUUGUAGUUACAAUCUUAUAGGUUCAGCCAGUAUAGCUGUUCGGAAUCCACAAACCAUUACGAAUGAUGGUCAGCAUCUCUCCGAAUAUGUAAUUAAGGAAACCCACAGUGGAAAAAAUAUGGUUUCUGGCUUCAUUUUAUUGGAACUCUCUUCCUGGUUAUCCAAUGGAUAUCUUGGACUAUUAUGAAUUGCAAAUCUGGUUAUCGAUAGAAUUUUGCUUCCCCGCCUACGAUGGUCUUUCAGUCUUGUGGAAUAAUGAUCAAGCUGCCAAGUUCGUCAUUAUUCUCUCCUGAUUAUGGCCUUGAGGCACUUUCAUUCACAGUAUGAAGACGAAGUCUCACAUGCUUAUUUUUCAAGUCAAUUGCACCAUGUUACGAGUUAUCCAUAGAAAAAUACAGCAUUAAGGAUGAAGUACGAGACAAAACCGGAGUAGUUAAGGGCAACAAACUUGCAUGAUUUGCCAAUAUAAGCACAUUAAAAUUAACAGAUGAAGUGAAGCUGUAUGGGGAGAGCAGAGGUUGGUGUUUGGAUGUUUCUAUGUCGGUGUACAAUUCCUCCGAAUCUUCAUCAUUUCCAGAUUCCUCUGCCAAAGAUGGCAGUUAGCACGCAAAAUGGUGGGAAAUGGACUGGUAGAUGAGUUCUCUCCUCGGUCUCUCAAAAAGUGUCCAUGUUCGGCGUGGAUACCUCCUUUAAAGCUACAGCUCAGGAUGAACCCAUUCACCAUGAUAGCAACCCUGUUUGUGCUUCUGUAUGGACUACUUAAUAAAGACAAUCUUACAGAAUGAACCUUGGCAAAUGAUGGCAAAGAGCGAGUCGGUCUUUCUCCUUCCUAAAAAGCCUUCGCUAGCAAGACUUUGUUAGAGUCGAGCUUCUUUUGCUCAUGGGGUGGAAGUUUUAAGCCCUCUUUGUUAUGCUUAUGCAGUUUGGACUGUAGUUCCUGCUAAGCACGGGAACUUGCCCUUCAUCACUUCAAGAAUACUUAUGGUCGCACAUUAUUUGGUUUUGAUUAAAACCCUCUACUUUGGAUGUAAGAUGUGAAAAUUGUCAUGUAUAAUCUUGACUCCGUGGGCAGUAGCCGGGUAAUAGUGUAACUUAUGUCAGUGCAGGUUUCUCCAAUUUGUUGAGGUCAGUCUUGCAGGGUCACGCAAGUUAUUCAGACAUCACCUGGUAAUAAGUCAAAGAAGGCUCUUAUAGGGAGGUUCCAUUUUCCCUGAACAUUUUUCUGAGAAGAAUACUUGACAUAUUUCGAAGAGUUAGUUCUGGUGUAGCACUCAAACAAAGUUUAAAAAAAGAAGAAGGUCAACAAAGGAGAGUUUUUUGUCAUUGCCUGUCACACUUGAGCAUUUGAAUAGUCGAGACAGUCACAUGAAUAAGAAAUACUCAUAUGAUGCAUAUUUGUGCAUGCAUGCACAUAAAAGAUGCAGGCUAUUUUGAUCUGGGAUUUGGAUGUUGACAUAUAUAUUAGAGGCUAUGAAACAAACAAACUUAUGUAUAGUGCAAAAAGGUGCCGCUCAGACUUAGAAUCUUCAACCUUUUUGUUUCUGUUUUGGCUUGUUUUAGGUUACAACUGCUACAUUAACUAAUUCCUUGGAUAUAUAUCCAGAUUACAGGAGGUACACAAAGAACUAUGAUCCCUCCAUGGUUUAAUAGGUCACCUACCUACUUACAUACCUUAUCAUGAUAAGAUGAGUGACUAAACAUAGGAAAGGCUAGGGACAGAGACAUCAAAGAAAAUUUACGGAAGUACAGAAUGUAUUGAUAGCACUUAGAGGUCUAACUAUGAGGGUGGAAACACAAAUAUAAGGUAUGACUACUAGGUGGAGGAGGAGGAGGUCCUGAAAUGAAGAAUGAAGUUAAGAGAAAGAGUUCCACACAUAGACUUUGUCUCAGUACCUAGUAUUCAUCUGUCUUUUGAAGAAUUUCAAAUUUUCUUUCCCCUCACCUACUCCUUGCACAUGACGUAUCAUGAAAUGGAAAUACACAUGAGCUUUCAGGAGAAGCGAAUAGCAAUGUGUUCGUGCUUAAACAGAGUUACCUCUCAAAGCUUGUACAAUGAGGAAGACGCUAUAAGAAGGUGAAUGCAGCGGCUACUUGUACUGCUGUGGUUUUGACAUGGUACUACGGAGCAGGUAUAACAAUUGUUUCAACUUUAAUAGUAAAGAACCAAAGAGAUAGAGGUAGCUAAAUUAUAUCCUUUAGCAGGUUGGUCAGCUCUUCAAAUAGUCACUCCCCCAGCGCCUUAUUUUGCUGAGUUCAUCAUGAAGGAAUCAUGAAAGAUGAUGGUCACAAAAAAGCAUCAAAAUCUUUUAUCUUUAACUCGAAUAUUUUAAAUGUGAUUAGAUAGGUUCGUUCUCUAUUAAAUGACCCCGCACUGUAAGCCUCAUCAUCCUCCAUCUCUGGUUUUAACCCCUGAUGGAGAAGCUAACCAUGGGGGUCAUGCUCUCCAUUAUCUCAUUAAUAUCUUGUUUCAGCUCUCUGCAUGUUCUUGCACAGUGGCCUGGAGGAAGAUCGACCAGGUUCUAUGACUUCAAGGUGCAAACCACAAGGAUUACCAAGCUAUGCAGCACCAAGGACAUAGUAACAGUCAAUGGAAUGUAUCCAGGACCAGUUGUUUACGCCCAAGAAGAUGAUAGAGUGAUCGUCAAAGUUACAAACGAGAGUCCGUACAAUGUCACAAUUCACUGGCAUGGCAUCCGGCAGAUGCUAUCCUGCUGGUCUGAUGGACCUUCAUACAUCACUCAGUGUCCUAUUCAAGCUGGACAGAGUUUUACAUAUGAGUUCACAUUGGUAAAGCAGAAAGGUACCCUUCUCUGGCAUGCUCAUGACUCUUGGCUUCGGGGCACUGUCUAUGGUGCUAUAGUCAUGUAUCCUAAGACAGGGGUCCCUUAUCCCUUCACAUAUCCUUAUGAAGAGCACAUCAUUAUUCUAGGGGAAUAUUGGCUGAAGGAUGUGGUACAACUUGAGAAAGCUGUUCUAGCUAGCGGAGGAGGUCCUCCGCCAGCCGAUGCAUUUACGAUCAACGGCCAUCCUGGCCCUAACUACAAUUGCUCCAACAAUGAUGCAUACAAGAUUGACGUGGUGCCAGGAAAGACCUACCUGCUGAGGCUGAUAAAUGCAGGUCUGAACUCGGAAAACUUCUUCUCCAUUGCAAAUCACAGAAUGACCAUUGUUGAAGCUGAUGGAGAGUACACGAAACCAUUCAUGACCGAUCGCGUGAUGCUUGGACCAGGCCAGACAAUGAAUGUCCUUGUCACAGCCGAUCAAUCCAUUGGAAAAUAUUCUAUGGCCAUGGGUCCUUACAUGUCGGCCCAGGGCGUACCCUUUCAAAAUAUAUCGGCCAUAGCAUACUUCCAAUACCUUGGUGCUUUGCCCACUUCCCUGUCUUUGCCUGCUAGAUUACCCAGUUUUAAUGAUAAUCUUGCAGUUAAGACUGUCAUGGAUGGGCUUAGAAGCUUGAAAUCUGGUCAUGUUCCAAAGGAGAUAGAUCAGAAUCUCUUUUACACUAUAGGACUAAAUGUUCAACAAUGCCAUUCCCCAACGCCACAGCAAAAUUGCCAGGGCUUGAACAAUGGGACAAUGGCCGCGUCUAUGAACAAUAUAAGCUUUGUCAUACCCAAAAUUUCCCUUCUCGAAGCUUAUUACAAUAGAAUUAACGGCCAGUUCACUGAGGAUUUUCCUGGCGUGCCUUUGAAGUUCUAUGACUUUGUCAAUGGCGCACCUAAUAACAGUCCUAACAACACCCAAUCGGUGAUCGGAACUAGAACCUUUGUCCUUGACUAUGGAACUAGGGUGCAACUCGUAUUACAGGACACAGGGACGGUCUCUACGGAAAACCACCCAAUUCACCUUCAUGGAUAUAGCUUCUAUGUAGUAGGAUAUGGCUCUGGCAACUAUAAUCCCCAAACCGCACAAUUCAACUUGGUGGAUCCGCCUUACUUGAACACAAUUGGAGUUCCCGUGGGCGGAUGGGCUGCAAUUCGAUUUGUCGUAGACAAUCCAGGAGUUUGGUUCAUGCAUUGUCACUUCGAUAUACACUUGUCUUGGGGAUUAGCUUCAGUGCUUAUAGUGAAGAAUGGCAAAGGGGAACUCGAGACCCUUCCUCAUCCGCCGGCAGACCUGCCCUGGUGCUAGAGCUUUUUGCUUUUGUGCUUAACUGUGCCGUUUCCACUCAAUAAUUCUUUGGCAUCAAGUGUGUGAUACGCUGGAUUUGUUCUCCUCUUUGAUUGAAUGAAAUGGAAGUGUAAAGAAGCGAUGAUCAGGAAUAAAAAGAGGAUGCUCGUUCUCUUUAU